Molecule: messenger RNA, 540 nt
Organism: Monopterus albus (swamp eel)
Lineage: Eukaryota; Metazoa; Chordata; Actinopteri; Synbranchiformes; Synbranchidae
Product: tissue factor pathway inhibitor 2-like
Exons: 4
Coding region: 1-540 (179 amino acids)
Biological process (GO): negative regulation of peptidase activity
Cellular component (GO): extracellular region
Molecular function (GO): serine-type endopeptidase inhibitor activity
Source: RefSeq, a predicted model, not a curated record
AUGGCGGCUGCGUGUCUCCUUCAAGUGGACGAUGGACCUUGCAGAGCAGCAAUUGAGCGCUAUUACUACAACACUUUCACCCAAAAGUGCGAGAUUUUUUACUAUGGAGGCUGCAAAGGGAAUGCCAACAAUUUCAACAGUUAUCAGGAGUGUCAGAAGAGUUGUUUCAGAUUCCCAAAGAUUCCCCAGAUCUGCCGGUACCCUAGAGAUGAGGGACCAUGUCGUGCUCUCUUUCUCAACUACUUCUUCAACAUGACCACAAUGCAGUGUGAGCCAUUUUAUUAUGGUGGCUGCCAAGGGAACCCCAAUCGCUUCAAAGACCACACCUCUUGUGUGGAGUACUGCAGCCCUCGAAAACCUUUGUCUGUGCUCUGCCUGGACCCUCUGGACAAAGGGAAGUGUUCAGCCUCCAUAACACGAUAUUACUACAACAAAGACAAAAAGAUGUGCGAGGAGUUCACCUACACCGGCUGCGGAGGGAGCAGCAACAACUUUGUCUCGAGGCAGGACUGCAUGGACGUGUGUGUUAAAGGUGUGUGA